AAUUGAUUGCUGUACACAGGAGUUAGACCUUUAAUUUUUAACGUUACACCGUGCUCAUCAUUCCAACACAGGGUAUAAUUCAUAAUUCAAAAAGGAGGUAUAAUGGCCCAGACAGGGUUGACAAAUGAAGAGGUGGCUAAAGCCUGUCAACAACCAGAUGAAGCAACAAAGGACUUCUUUUUCCAACAAACCAUGUUGCGUGUGAAAGAUCCCAAGAGAUCACUUGAAUUCUACACAAAGGUCAUGGGAAUGAGGCUGUUGAAGAAGUUUGAUUUUCCUGCCAUGUCCUUCUCUCUCUACUUCAUGGGUUACGACAAAGCAGAAAACAUUCCCCAGGAUGAGACAGAAAGAACUCGCUAUGCCUUCCAACAGAAAGCCACUUUAGAACUAACACAUAAUUGGGGAACAGAGAAUGACCCUGAACAAUCUUAUCACAAUGGAAACAGUGACCCUAGAGGAUUUGGUCAUAUUGGCAUUGUGGUUCCGGACGUAGAUAAAGCUUGUGAACGAUUUGAAUCUUUAGGUGUGGAGUUUGUGAAAAAACCGAAUGAUGGAAAAAUGAAAGGACUGGCUUUCAUUAAAGACCCAGAUGGAUACUGGAUUGAAAUUCUGAACCCCAUCAAUAUGUCCUCCAUCUCUUGAAAUGUAAUGGUCCAGCAGUAUAAAUAAUUGCAGAAUUUGAUCAGCACUUUAUCCUUUAUUGCUCCAUGAAUAAUAUUCUUUGAAUUCUUUCGGACUUUGUGUAUGCAACCUGAAAUUGCUAAUACAAGUACAUUGUACUGUAUAUCUACAUGUGUUACACAUUCUAUAGUCUGUUCCAAGAUAUUUAUGCUGCACAUUUGGAUGAUUUUAAUAAAAAUACACAUACCUGUAAACGAAGUCAUUUGAAAUCGUCGAAAAGGAAAAUUUUCAAGAUAACUUCAUUCACACAUUAUCAUUUUUAAAAUUAUAAAAAUUCACAGGAACAAGAUUUCCUAUGGAGAUUUACAAUAGGGAAUGUUAACAUCUUUUCUCCAUGAGAAAGUCGCUUGGAAUACCUUGCACAAUUUUUCAAUGUUAUCAUCUGGGUACCUUCAUCUCUUUAGCAAUGGAAAAUUCCCAUAGACCUUUUUUUUUAGCCAUGUACCUGAUAAGCUAGAGGGGGCGUUUCAAAGGGGAAAUCUUGGGAUUUUUUCAUACUGUUGAAUGAACAGCAUCUGCACCAAGAGGUAUUCAUAAAUACAUGUACUGAAUAAUUUAAGAAAAUAUGCGGCAAAAAUAUCUUUGGAUAGACUAUAACAGAAAUGCCAAAGCUGUAAUUUAUAACCCAGUAUUUAUGUGUGCAAAGCUUGUUUAGGAGACGUACGUUAAUUGCCGUUGAUAUACCAAUUUUUCAAAAAAAAAUUUUUAUAUAAGAAUGGGUUGUAUAAGAAUUUAAGGUACUUCACUACACCGAGACUUAUACUUUUUAAGACACUACGUCACAAGAUGGCGAUUUAAAUGUUUUGUUAAACUGUUUGUAUCAAUCGAUUCAGAUGUAUAUUGUCAUAGCUCAGUGGUUAAAGUAUCAGACUUGUGAACCGCAGGUCAUGAGUUCAAAUCCACCUGGGUCUUUUGUUUAUGUUUACUGAAUGAAAUUUUUGAAAACAUCAUUUUUUAUCUAAAAUUGUACAUUUUUUCGCCUAUUUGACAUACAUACUUCUUAUCCAUCAUGCUUUCCAUCAGAAUCAAGUAAUUUUCUGCUGAUUUGAGAAACUAUUUCACGGUGUAGUGAGGCACCUUAAAGUUGCUACCAAUUUUUUAAUGCAUAAAUUGUGUGUGUAGAAGUAAAUUGUAAUUUAAAGCUAAAAAAAGAAAUACACAUACCUAAUUUUUCUAAACUGAAUAACAAUUUCAUGGUUAAUUUGUUAAUUGUUAAUCAACUAUGCAAUUGAAUUAACAGAUUAAGCAUGUUAAGUGUGAUUUUGUUGAUGGUCUUUUUUUUCAUUAAAGUGUUUAAAUUAUGACUUUAUUGAUCAAGGUUUGGAUUAUGUUAUCGUUAAUUAGAUCAGAAACAAAUGCAUUUAAUUGAAAUUUGAUUUACACUCAAGUCUUCCACAGCAUUUAAAACAUGUGUAAUCAAUUUAACAGUACAGAUCAUAAUUGUGUGAACAUUUUAAACGAUGUGUUUUGUGAAAUAAAAUGAUUUUACUAAUGAAA
This is a messenger RNA of Magallana angulata, 2178 nucleotides long. RefSeq names its product lactoylglutathione lyase-like. Gene Ontology annotation, molecular function: metal ion binding; lactoylglutathione lyase activity. The transcript has 6 exons. Lineage: Eukaryota; Metazoa; Mollusca; Bivalvia; Ostreida; Ostreidae. The record is from RefSeq and is a predicted model, not a curated record. Bases 103 to 642 code for a protein of 179 amino acids.